Messenger RNA from Lachancea meyersii CBS 8951, 2073 nucleotides. The record is from the annotation of a GenBank genome assembly. Lineage: Eukaryota; Fungi; Ascomycota; Saccharomycetes; Saccharomycetales; Saccharomycetaceae.
AUGCAUUGUGAUAGAAAUGAGAACAAGAGCAGACUUCAGAGUCUGUCUGGUUUCUCGUACUCAAGCAUGAACCGAUCUAACUCGACUUUAAACUCGAGUUUGGCCCACUCACAUGUUUUGCCAAGCUCACUAUAUCUCUCCGCUGGCAAACACACCUCACCAGCAGAUCAGCACGCCAGGAAGCUCUCAGAGUGGGGGAUUGAUACAAUGCAUGAUAGUUCUCCGACAAUGGUAGAAUCUUCGGAGUUUAGCAGCAACGAACAAGAUGUUUUUCCAGAGGACGAUGUGAACGAAAAGUUGGCCUUUUCAGAAACUGACGAAGACCACAUAGGGUUUUCAAGAUUCGAGACAGUCGUGUCGAAAGUCUUUGUUCAAAAUGCAUUUGAUACUCACAGCUUCAUAGACGAGUUUCAGUACACAAUCAUAGCCUCGCAGCUGCUCACUGACGCCAUACGGCCUUUAUGGGCCGCAAAACCCAAAACCCAGCACUCUCCUCUUCAUGUCGGCAAUGAUCGAAGCUCAAUCCAACCCUCACGUUACAAAUCGGAGAUACCAACCAAAUUUGGGAUGCUUUUGGUCAAGGAUAGACAGCAAUUUCUUCGCAAAACAGUGCCUUUCCUCCCGACCGUCUCGACCGCGCGUCGUUGUCUGGUUAUCAUGAAGAAUUGCAAGACUGCAACCAAAAGCAAGCAGAGAGUUUUCUUUACACUUUGCAUCGGAGUGUACUUGGCUCUGCAACAGGAGCUGUUCCACUCACACUACGUAAAAUUUUCCGCUUUAAUUGUUCUGCAAAACUCAGUCGAGCAACUACAGGCUUUGGACAAACUGCUCCAUCGCCUUCAUAUUCGAUACAAGGAACUCACUAUCUACAAACCUAUUGCGUUGGUACAAUCCUGCCACCCAUCAGGCUCGAAUUUAUCGGUUAUCAAAGACGUUUUGACCGCUUCUCUUGACUUGAUGUUCUACGAACUACAGGCCAUUACCAAGCAAAUACUUCCACUUUUAAGAAAGCAAGAACUAUUUCGGUACUGCGAAAUAUAUGGUGUCAACUUGGUGGACCUUUAUUUUGCCAUCAAUAGCGAAGCAUCAGGCGUAAGUGAGAAAGCUAGCAGAACUCAUCUUCUGAAAAAGUUUCUUCUAUGCUGUUUUUUGUCAGUGGGUCGGAAACGCGAUAAAGAUUCUGAAGAAAAAGAGCUAGAGUAUCAACUUACGCUUAAAAAGAUCUUUUCAACUUGCCCAGUCGACCACCAAUAUUCAGAGUAUAAGAGAUCGCAGGUGCUGCUGCAUCAACUUCACAAAUUAUCCAAGCUGCUCGAAACAGUUCAUACAUUUUUGAUUCAGUACAAAUCUCACUUGAACGACACUACGUCGCAUUCGAACCAUAUUCAGAGUCUACAGACUGACCAUCAACAUGAUUAUCGCACAGCCACAACGCUCAACUUGAUACAAGAAUUGCAGAAAUUUCUGAUCACAAACAACACUAGCACAGAGGAGCGAACAAGUGAGAGGAUGAUUCGGAAACUUGACGCAAUAUCGAGACUAUGGCAUCAAAACCCUUCUUCUAAAGAAAGACAUCCCAGUCACCAGAAUGAAAAGCGGCAUUUGAGUGGUUUAAAUCUCAAUGUCGUCCAGUCACCAACUCUCAGUAGCAGUGAAUUCGAAGUCAAUCAGAAAUGGGAUCGAAAUAAGCCGGUGUUGGCUUCUGCAGUCGACUUUAAACAGGUAGAGGGAUCGGGACUUGAUACAGAAUCGGAACAAGAAGGUGAUGACACUAUAACCGAACAGAUUUUUACCUAUAACGAAAACAUUGACCACAAAGACGAGUUCCGUAAGCUUACGGAUGAAGAACUACGGAAUAAACUUAACGAAAGAAUAAUGAACUUGGCGAUUGAAAACAAACAGGGCAAGCAAAGGUUACGGACGAAAAAAAGCUUUGGACUGCUGGAUAGGAACAAAGCUGUAAACAGAGAGAAGUCCAUGAUCGAAGGCCGGCCUUCACAUUGGACCAAAUUCACCUCAGAAGAAAGUAUACCAGUUCUUUACGAGCUGAGGCAAAUCCUGGAGAAAAACUGA